GGCCGGGCCUUUUUCCGGCUGUGUUGGGAGCCACGGGGACCGGCUGAGGACCAGGCCGGGCUGUGCAGAGGGACGAGCGGGCCUCGGGAUCCCGUGAGUGGGAUUGCGAGAGAGCUGCGGGACGGAGAGGGACGAGGAGAGGAAGCGGGGUCCCCCGUCCCUACCACCUGGGGUGGCGUGCUCCGUGAGCACGGAGCCUGUCCACAGGAAAGCCCCGCAGGAAAGCCCCGCACUCGGGAUGCACGGCUGCAGGCUUAGGAGAUGCCUGGGACUAGAAGGCCACCCUCUCAGAGCAAAAGGAAACGGAGGUGACAGACGUCGAGACCACUGAAGGGAACCCAUGGCUAGGAUCAGUUUUUCCUACCUCUGUCCAGCCUCCUGGUACUUCACUGUGCCCACAGUGAGCCCGUUUCUCCGUCAGCGGGUGGCAUUCCUGGGACUUUUCUUUAUACCCUGUCUCCUUUUGCUUCUUUUAAUCAUGGAUUUACGACAUUGGGCCACUUCGUUACCACGAGACAGGCAGUAUGAGAGGUAUUUGGCUCGGGUAGGAGACCUCGAAGCCACCAACACGGAAGACCCGAAUCUGAAUUAUGGACUCGUGGUGGACUGUGGUAGCAGCGGCUCCCGGAUUUUCGUUUACUUCUGGCCAAGGCAUAAUGGGAACCCCCAUGACUUGCUGGACAUCAAACAGAUGAGAGACCGCAACAGCCAGCCUGUGGUUAAGAAAAUAAAGCCAGGGAUCUCCGCAAUGGCAGACACUCCGGAACAUGCUAGCGAUUACCUUCGGCCUCUGCUGAGCUUCGCUGCUGCUCACGUGCCCGUGAAGAAGCACAGGGAGACGCCCCUUUACAUCCUCUGCACAGCGGGCAUGAGGCUGCUCCCUGAGAGGCAACAGUUGGCUAUCUUGGCAGAUUUAGUGAAAGACUUGCCGUUGGAGUUUGACUUCCUCUUUUCACAGUCUCAGGCUGAAGUGAUCUCUGGGAAACAGGAAGGAGUUUAUGCGUGGAUUGGAAUCAACUUUGUUCUGGGAAGAUUUGACCAUGAAGAUGAGUCAGACGCGGACACGUCUGUGGACCCAGCAGCAGGCCGCAGGAGGACAGUGGGGAUCCUGGACAUGGGAGGAGCCUCUCUUCAAAUUGCCUACGAAGUUCCUACCUCAACCUCCGUCCUUCCUCCCAAACAGGAAGAAGCUGCUAAGAUCCUGCUGGCUGAGUUCAACCUGGGCUGUGAUGUGCAGCACACGGAGCACGUGUACAGGGUCUACGUCACUACCUUCCUGGGUUUUGGGGGCAACUUUGCCCGGCAGCGCUAUGAAGAUCUUGUGCUGAAUGAAACGCUUAACAAAAACAGACUGCUGGGCCAGAAGACAGGCUUGAGUCCUGACAACCCCUUUCUGGACCCCUGCCUGCCUGUGGGGCUCACAGAUGUGGUGGAGAGGAACAGCCAGGUCCUUCACGUCCGAGGAAAGGGAGACUGGGCCAGUUGUCGGACAAUGCUGAGCCCCCUGCUGGCCCGCUCCAACACCAGCCAGGCCUCCCUGAAUGGUAUUUACCAGUCCCCCAUCGACUUCAACAACAGCGAGUUCUAUGGCUUCUCGGAGUUCUUCUACUGUACCGAGGAUGUGCUGCGCAUCGGUGGCCGCUACCAUGGGCCAACAUUUGCCAAGGCUGCUCAGGACUACUGUGGCAUGGCGUGGCCCGUGCUAGCCCAGAGGUUCAAGAACGGGCUCUUUUCUUCACACGCAGAUGAGCAUCGACUCAAGUAUCAGUGUUUUAAGUCAGCUUGGAUGUACGAAGUCCUGCACGAGGGGUUCCACUUCCCCUACGACUACCCAAACCUGCAGACAGCGCAGCUGGUGUACGACCGAGAGGUGCAAUGGACGCUGGGAGCAAUUCUGUAUAAAACCCGAUUCCUGCCUCUCAGGGACCUUCGGCAGGGAGGAGUCCGGCCAGCCCACGGCAGCUGGUUCCGCCUUUCUUUUGUCUACAACCACUAUCUCUUCUUUGCGUGUACCCUGGUGGUGCUUCUGGCCAUCGUCCUGUACCUUCUGCGCAUCCACAGAAUUCACCGCAGACAAACCCGAGCCUCGGCUCCUUUGGACCUGCUGUGGAUCGAGCAAGUGGUACCGAUGAUUGGGGUACAGGUGGGGCCGUGAGGCUGGACUGGAAGUGGAGAAUGUCCGGUUCCUUCGGAUUGCUGCUGCUGCUGCUUACUGAAUUCCUCCACUUUCUCGAACUGGCCUCCGAUGCUGCUUUGGCCUGCGAAUUUCUACUUUUUCACUUUGAUUUCUUUUUGGUGCCCAGGACGGGACCUCCUCUCAGAGUCGCAAUUUAACUUCAAGGAACUAAAUGUCGAGAGGCUGGUGCUAAGCUUAGCCCAAAUGAAGCAUGCUUCUCUUUUAUCUCAGAAAUUUGAUCCAUUUCUGGGAUGUAGCAUUUCCCCCCCUUGCUGAAGCAAGUUUUUGAUAGGGCAACCGGAGGCGUGGAUGAAAUCAGCUUGGAUUGACUGCUACAAAGCCAGAGACAUUCCAGCAAGUGCAGUUGCCCGUUUUCUCUGUAACAGAGAGAUCCUUAUGUGGAGAUCCACAGCCUUGAAUAGGGACCUAAGAUCUCUGAGGUUCAGUGGACCAGAUUUCAAGGCAACCAAAAUGAUACAACUUCCUUGCUUACUUGACAAGCCAUUGUGGGUGUGCUCAGAGAUCCCAGCAGUGUUUCUGAUUUUGUUAUAUAGAUCUGAGAGGUUAGAGCGCCUUUGAAAUGAAUGACUUAUUGAAGAUCUGACAGUAUUUUAUCUGAUACUUGGUCUGACCAGUAUAGAAAACAUUUCCAUGUCUAUGUGCCUCACAGGCUGCUUGGGCAUUAAUAUUGCUUUUUGAGCCUUAAGUGUGCUUAUAGAUUGGAGAAACCAUGAUGGGAAGGGGACCUAGGUUUGCCUAUUUUGGUUGCUGUCUCACAGGCAUCUAGCGUGCAGAAGAUUCAGAGUGACUUCCCUCAUUUCACUGCUAAGAUCUUAUGUAUAUUUUGGGAAGGAAUGCACUUGUUUUGUUUAUAAGUUAUGGUUUUUUUUUUUUAAGAAAGAAUAGCAUCAGGAGAGUGGGCAAAGGCAAUAAAAUCCAAGGUUUUGAUUUUUGUUUUUGUUUUCCUGUUUUGUUUUGUUUUGAGACAGGGUCUCGGUAGCUCUGGCUGUCCUGGUGGAAUUUGCUCUAUAGACCAGACUGGCCUCGAACUCACACUCACAGAGACCUGCACCUUCUUCCCGAGCACUGGG
This is a messenger RNA of Mus pahari (shrew mouse), 3267 nucleotides long. RefSeq names its product ectonucleoside triphosphate diphosphohydrolase 7 (gene Entpd7). The coding region runs from base 341 to 2155 and encodes 604 amino acids. Gene Ontology annotation, molecular function: nucleoside diphosphate phosphatase activity. Lineage: Eukaryota; Metazoa; Chordata; Mammalia; Rodentia; Muridae. The record is from RefSeq and is a predicted model, not a curated record. Gene Ontology annotation, cellular component: membrane. Gene Ontology annotation, biological process: nucleoside diphosphate catabolic process. The transcript has 13 exons.